GCGCGCGCGCCGCAGUCUUCAACCGUGCGCAGUGCGCGCGACGCGCAGUACUCGCGAUACUCUACCGUAAAGUUCGACAACAUGUGAACUAUCAAGGACCAUGUUUUGUAUCAACACGUGUGAUCAGCUGGACUGUUUAUUUACACAAACAUUACUUACCCACUGUGAUUAAAUAUUUGUAUCGUGAGAACGUGAAGUGAAGUGGUGUAUGACACAUGUGAUUUGUUUGUUGUGUGUGACGGGCAUAUGGGGCAAUGCGUAUCCCGGAGUCAUCCGGGCCCUUACUCGUUCUCACGUCAUUAUGACGCGGAGAGCCUAGCCAGUACCGUCAGCGGAGCCGUCAGGAGGGGUCACUCUGAGUCGAAGGGUGCAAAGAAGCGAGAGAAGAGCAGCUCGGGCAACGGCAACAAGCCCAGCAGGGGCGUGGCCACUUCCUUCGGGUUCCGCCGCCGACCGGCCAGCACCUCGCGUGCUGACGACAACUCGCGCAGGAAACAGAAGGCGCAUGAUAAGAACGGGAAUGGAGGUUCCACGGAGGAUUUACGUCCGGAGGAGGUGUUGUCGGGCCGGUCGACGCCUCUCGCGAGACCCCGCAAGGAGACCGCCGGCCAGCCAUUACGUUCCACCAGGUUCGGUUUCAGGCAACAACACGCCAAAACUGCGAAGGUCGGGGACGUGAGCGUGGCUGCGGAACCGGCCUUCGGAGCCCCGCAUAAGGACAAGGAGUCUACUAUCAAUAACAAUGCAUUAGACAAAAAGGCGGGGUACAAUCAGCUGCCGUUGCAGGCGACGCAGGUGUCUUCAACCGGGGUGACCACCGUGGUCGGGGCUGGAGGCGUGCCCAAGACCCUCACUAAACAGACCGUCAUACUGACGUAUCAAACGCAGCAGAUACCUGCACAGGAUGGCCGGCCAACCAAAAGCGUGCGGAUAUCAGAGCCAGCUACAACGCGGGGUGCAUCCGUACCCCGAGUGCAGCCUGAACCCCAGCGGGCUCCUGGGAAGUACACCUUCCAGACCACGCAGCUGCCCAGACCCCAGUUCCCAGCUGUCAAGAACAUUGAUGCUAAGACCACUAAACAGGUGGUGAACAACACCAGGAAAUCUAGUGUCACAGACGGAUGGAGGGAAGGUGCAGCAUCAGCAGUGUCCAGUGACUCCGGAGUAUGGACGGGUGGGGAGGGCGCAGAUGGCUCACCGCGCAUGCGUCGGCGUCCCCGUAACCUGGAGAUGGUCAUGCGCAACUCCCAUUGCUUCCAUCUCAGAGAGCUGCAGGUUUCAGACCUUGAUAUUAUGGAUGACGCUCUAAUCACUGGACAAGCAGUAAUACCUCUUCCAAAGCUGCCAAGUUCCUUUGACGACGAGCUGACUCCGGAGUACGAGGUCACACCAGCACCCACGUACAAACCACCAUCUCCUAUCUUACCAAAGCCAACACCAGCAUCAGAAGCUUCCCAGCGACAGAACUCCCCAAUGUCCACUCUAGAACGAUACAGGAAUAGGAACAGACCCACCUUGAUACAGACGAACUUGGAUGAGGAGAAGUUCGUUCUGGAUAGGGCACAGCCUGAAAAAUUGAAUAAACAGAACUCAUUCGUGAAGUCUUCAAGUGGUGUGGUGUCACCUACCACGGUGAACUCGUCGAAGGAAUCCAGUCCAUCUUGCAAGAGUGAGGAAAGUCAUUUCGGGAACAGCAGUGCUUGGCAGAGCCACGCAGCUGGCGAAGCUAUGGCUACCAGAUCUCAAGACGAUGUAUCCUUAGCGCUGAGCGUGUCCAGUUGCGAGGACGAUAAGUCCAAGCUGGAGAACAAAGAAGUUCCAGCUCCGAAGGUGCUGGAGCCGGAGAUACCAAAGAAGACGAUAGUCAUCAUGGAUGAGCCUCCAGUGCCGCACCCGCUGCUCAUGAAGUCUUUGACCAUGAGCCAGCAUGACGCGCUCAGGGGCACUAUGAUGGGUUCAAUGACAAGUUCAAACUACAGCACCACGAGUACCUGCACAAACCAGAGUGGUGACCACCACAACCUCACGCUCACACUUGAAGAUUCCAAAUUCGAUUUAUCAGCUCUAGAAACUUCCACACAAAGCAUGUUGGAUGACGAGACUUCCCCUGCGGACAGCUUGAUAUCCUCAACCAGUACCAGUGACUCUAAUAAUGAGCUGCAGGUGGAAAGAGAUCCUCCUUCAAUAAGUUCGGCGUAUCAGACUGCUAAUACCAAGACUAGGUCACCAGAACCCGUGGUGGUAGAAAAGGAUAAUAUCGAUGGGGAAGCUAUACAGCCUGUUAAAGAAGUAGUUAUUGAAGCAUCCAGGAUCAACGGCGAGAGCGGUGAUGCCAGCAAGAACCCGACUCCAGAAUCGCCAGGAACACCGACACACGCCUCCGGGUCACUAUCCUUGUCUGAUGGACGGGACUUCUUCGACGACGAGAUCGCUGACCAGCCAGCUCUUCUGUUCAGGAAAAACGCAGACGGCAGCCCUUCAAGUAAAACCAUCGAGUCGGACACAAGCAAACAUCUACGAAGGUCAAGGGAAAGAAUAACUUCCAGUCCACUAGUUCAAAGGAAUCGUAAAAUGUGCGGUUUGCGAAACGGCGGCACUGAACGGACGCCGUCGCUGGACACGCUGUCCAGCCUGGCGUCGGACGACCUGAUGAUGGACAACGAUCUGGCACAGUCCAUCACCAGCUUACAGAGCGUCGAUGACUAUAUUGAGAGGUUGGAUAGCUCACUUCGCAGCGGCCUCAACUCGUUAGACGAGAGGCAGCUUCGUCAGGAGCUAUCUUCCUCGAAGACCGCGGUGCGGCAAUGGAGCCAGCUGCUGGAACAGAACAAUAUGCUGGACCGGCAGCUCGCGGCCAUGGCGCAAGGGAUCAACGCUUCCGACUCGCUUACAGCAAGCAACAACAGUCUUUCUAACAUCGGGGCCAGUUUGCCAGUUCGUACAGCGCGGCUUUUGCAGCGCUCUCGGACGCAGACGCCGUCGGACGCUGGCAUCAGUGAUGGCAGCGCGUCGCCUGCGCCCGCGCCCGCUUCGCUACUGCAAGAUGUGGUCGACAUCAAGACACUGCUGCUGCAGCUCAAGCGGGUCUUACAGGAGCCCGGGGAGGAGCAUCAUUCGAUGAGUAGCGAAACUCUCGACCCGUUGCUGGCGGCGUGCGCGGAGAGCCCCGCGCGCGGCAACGGGCGCCGCCCCCCCGCCUCGCCGCUGCACCCCGACGCCUGCGCCGAGAUGCGCCGACAGAUACUCUAUCUGCAGAGUCAGCUGGAGGAGCGCGACCGGCUGGUGCGCGUGCUGCAGGCGCAGAUGCUGCGCAUGGCCGAGACCCACGAGCCGAGGCAGGACGACACCUGCAACGUCGCCACGCAGACCGACCGGUUGCGGCCGCCGAUGAGCUCGGCGUUAACGAGUUCUGACAAUUCCGGAUUAGUGAGUUGGAAUGAACAAGCUAGCGUGAGGAAGCUGCCGUCUUAUAGUGAAGCACAAAAGACUAAGAGACCUGUUACCAACGGGACUGUGAACAAAUGCCAGUGUGGUGUUAGGAAAGUGAACGGACUUGUUAAUGGAGACGAGAAUAUUGUAGACAAACGUGCCGACACCGUGCAGUUGAAGACUAACAGCCGCGUCGGUACUAAGUAUUUGCAAGCCCUCGCGAACUCUGACAACAACCGCCGAUAUAUAAAAAGAGACUCCUCUGUGGGGGACAAAUCUGACCGUAGGGCGUUAUACUCCAACAGAUCUCGUUCGAUAGAGAACUUUCAGAACCAAUACACGACAACAGAACGCACUCUUACAAAGAACAUCGUGAUUGAAGAGCCAAUGAUCAAGCAUCAUACUUCGUACGGUGAUUUGUAUAAUGGCCGGAUCAGUAGCAAGGAGAGCGUCUCCCGGCACAGUCCGAGCCUGACCGGUCAGUCUACCGACACGGACUACAGUUCGGACGGCGGCUACAAGUCUCUGCCGUCAUCCAUAAAUUGUAACACCUCGCCCAAGAAGGUCAGCGGCAUCCCGCGGAGGUCCAUUGAACAAAAAUUCCUUUCCACUAAACAUGUCAAAGCGAGCGCUAUAUGAUGUAUUUGUUUGAGACAGUUCACUUGUGAUAUUAUUUUGAAUCAAUUUGUCGGGCAGAUGUCAGGCACUCAGUAGUUCCUGUAUGAAAGUUUCGCUUGACUUACUUAUUGUUGUUUAGUCCAUCAUUGAGUGUGUGAAGUCUGCCCGCAAUGUGGUGUGACUGCGAUUGUGACGUCCCUGUGACGCCACCAGAGCGCUAGAGCAACGCUUGUUCGCAUUUAUUUCCACUCAUCGUAAAGCUAAUUAAUUAAGCUACAUUUAGUUGAACGAUGCCAAAUUAUAUCGAUGUUACAGUUUGAUCUAAUAUCCUAAAAUCGUCCUAAAGGUUUUAGUUUGACGUGAAAUUUGACAUUUCGUAACCCGAUGCUUAGUGCAUUUUGUUUUAUUGUAAUCAAACGAAUAUUGACCUCCUGUAUUAUACAGUUAGUGGACUACCUUAAACGGGAACUAAUUUUGUAGAUUUAAUUUACAAAUUUGUAUACAGGCGAUAAAGUUAUCUUAGAUUUUCUAUGGUAGACAAACUAGUAAAUAAAGCUGUAAUAUGUGAUAAGAGUGGCUGUAAGACCUUAUAUUUAAUUUAUACCUACAUGAUAUCUUCCCUAUUGUUAAUCACUAAGUAUUACUUAUGUAUCGAACGUCACAUAAUCAAAAUUAACUUAAAUGAAUGUUUUACGACUAUUUAUUUGCUAUGUAAAGUUAUAAGUCCGAGUAGGUAUCAAAUAGGUACAAACAUCACUCGCUUGUAAGGCAUUUUAAAUAUCCAGAUGUCAUUUUAAAGCAUUUGUCGAAUCAAUGUUAUAGUAAUUUAAUGUUAAACUUAGGAAAUCAUAAUCUUCUGCAGAGCCUAACGUUAAGUCCUAUAUUGAUACCUAGAACAAUUUACCUACAUAUGUACUUUAACAGAAAAAUAUAUUUCAAUUACUUGUGUACUUAUGGCUACUUAUAUUUAUCCCAUAUAUUGCGCUUUCCUACGUUAGUUGUGUAAAUUUAAGCCCACUAGCUUUAGUAAAGAUUAUUUAAUUUAAAGAAAUUGAAGUUGUUUCAAUAAAUAAUUUUAAUUUUC
Molecule: messenger RNA, 5131 nt
Organism: Helicoverpa zea (corn earworm)
Lineage: Eukaryota; Metazoa; Arthropoda; Insecta; Lepidoptera; Noctuidae
Exons: 23
Coding region: 247-4068 (1273 amino acids)
Source: RefSeq, a predicted model, not a curated record